This is a messenger RNA of Cucurbita pepo subsp. pepo (vegetable marrow), 951 nucleotides long. The record is from RefSeq and is a predicted model, not a curated record. NCBI's taxonomy places the organism in Eukaryota, Viridiplantae, Streptophyta, Magnoliopsida, Cucurbitales, Cucurbitaceae.
AUGGCAGAACUUUGCACGCUUUAUUUCGUGUUGCCUCAAGUAGAGCCUUAUGAUGCUGUACAUUUGCCCGAUGAUCUUGACGACGGCGAGAAGAUUCUUGAUGGCGCGAUCCCUAGGCGAGAAGUUAAAUCCAAAUUAACGCCAAUGUAUUUGCGUUACGGUUACCUAAUGGCUGAAAAUCUGCCUCCGAACGCUCUUUGUGAGAAGCAGGUUCUUGAUCGUUUGCCUGAAGUCGUCGGGGGCGAAGAGGACGAGAAUGGAGAUUGUGUUUUUGAAAUAAAUUUUUCUCAAGAUAACUGUAAUUAUGUCGUACAAUUAUUUUUUAGUCCGAAGGAGGAAUCUGACGACGACGAUGAAGAUUCACAUCACGAAGAAGAGGCUUACGACGAUUCCGAUAGCGAUGAUAUGGAAGAGAUUGGGGAAGAUUACGAUAGCGAUGACAUAGAAGAAAUUGAUGAAGACUACGGUAGUGAUGAUAUGGAAGAAAUUGAUGAAGAUUACGGGAGCGACGAUGAACAGAAAGGCGACGAAGAAAUAACUGGAAAUCGCGUUUUUGAAUUGUAUUUUCCGCAAGGAGAUUGCAAUUAUGUUGUCCGAUUAGUUUUUGUGAAUGAAGAAGGAACGAGGUUUCUUGAUGAAGGAGAGGAGUUUCUCUUCGUCGGACUACAGCGAUUAGCGGGAAUUUCAUACGACAUAGAAGAAUCGGAAGAUGAAGUUCCAGCAAUUGACAAUAAAUCUUCCUCUGCUCUGUCGGAAGUUGUAUCGGAGAUUUCACGGAGACUGAUGGAAUCCAAAGUUGGAGAACCUGAUGAUAUUAGAACAGUAGAAGAUGCAGAAAAGCAGAGUAGGUUCAACAAUGAAAUUUGUACAUUCAUCGAUCCUCAGAUGAUAUUAGAACGACCUAACUAUCUAACAGUGCGUGAUCAUCUGCAGCUUCACUCUUCCGCCUGA